AUGGCGUAUAAAGUACCAAACCACAUUGACGGGACUCCAGCUCCGGCAGAGAAUGCCGCGGAUUAUCCCGUCUGGAAGGAACUGGAUGCGCUGGUCCUCCAAUGGAUUUACAGCACGUUAUCAGAUGACCUGCUCGUUCGCGUGUUGGACACGGAUAACACCGCGUAUGCCUCCUGGAAAAAGAUCGAAAAGAUUUUGCUUAGUAACAAAAAGGCGCGUGCCACGGCCUUGGAAACAAAAUUUGUCAACCUUACCCUAGACGCCUGCUCCUCUUUCGAUGAUUACUGCACCCGUCUUCAGGAAAUUGAAAAUCCACUAGCCGAUGUGGAACAACCGAUUUCAGAAUCUCGGUUGGUGUUACAGCUUGUUCGCGGCCUAUAG
This is a messenger RNA of Helianthus annuus (common sunflower), 381 nucleotides long. RefSeq lists its product as uncharacterized. The coding region runs from base 1 to 381 and encodes 126 amino acids. The record is from RefSeq and is a predicted model, not a curated record. NCBI's taxonomy places the organism in Eukaryota, Viridiplantae, Streptophyta, Magnoliopsida, Asterales, Asteraceae. The transcript has a single exon.